Acanthoscelides obtectus is the source of this 4277-nucleotide messenger RNA. The record is from the annotation of a GenBank genome assembly. NCBI's taxonomy places the organism in Eukaryota, Metazoa, Arthropoda, Insecta, Coleoptera, Chrysomelidae.
AAUGCUCACAGUUAUGCAGAUUGCAGAAUGAUUUCAGUCCAAACACAAAUAAGGAAAUGCUAUUUGAAAACAAUAAACAUAAUUAUAUCAAAAGCUUGUGCAAACGUCAAACACACUUCACUCUUGACAGCCUUCAGACAGGGGUUAGAGAUGGGAUGGCUGCACCGAUGGCUGGUGAUCACGCGAUCACGGUGAUUGAUUGAGGUAGCUGACAUGACACUGAUAGUUCAAUCGGUGAGGUUAUUCUGUAUUGUUAUUGUUUACUAUUUUGAUAAAAAUGGAACACCUUGCUUUUGGUACACAAAGACUGGUACAUUUGGAUCUUAAAGGUGCUCCCCCAAAAGUUAGUUAUUUUGAAAAGUUAUUUCCUUUCAUAAAGGAUAUUGGCGCAACUGGAAUAUUAUUAGAAUGGGAAGACACAUUUCCAUAUACAAAGGAGCUUAUCCAAAUUGGGGGCCUAUCGGUCAGUGCUCAAGCAAAUGGAGCUCCAUACUCUUUAGAAGAAGCUCACCAAAUACUUGAGCUAGCUGCAGAUUGUAAUUUGACUGUAAUACCAUUAGUUCAAACAUUUGGACACAUGGAAUUUGUCUUAAAACACGAACAGUGGCGUGGAUUGCGGGAAGUAGAGGCAUACCCUAGCUCCAUGUGUCCGAGCAAUAGUGAAACAAUGCCUUUGGUGCGGAGCUUGAUAAAGCAAAUUGUUGCAUUCCAUCCGAAUAUUCAGUAUCUCCAUAUUGGAGGUGAUGAGAUAUGGCACAUGGGGAUAUGCCAUGCAUGUCAAAAAAGGGUACAAACUAGUAAAUAUGGUAAGGCUGCAUUGUACCUGGACCACAUCACUGAAGUCGCACAAUAUAUUAAAGAUAACUAUCCUAAUAUUAAGAUAAUUAUAUGGGAUGAUAUGUUGCGAAACAUUGAUCUCAAUAUUUUACAAGAAUAUUACAUCGGCAAUUUAGUAGAACCAAUGAUAUGGCACUACAACUCCUCGGACACAUUCCAAUUGGGCGGGGCGCUGUGGGAGAAGUACAUCAACAUUUUCAACAAUGUAUGGGCUGCCACGGCUUACAAAGGGGCCACAAGCAGCUGUCAGUUGAUUCCUGUAGUCAGAUACCACAUCAGCAAUCACGAAGCUUGGCUGGCGGAACUGGGGAUGCAUGGUGGAAAAAUAAUGAAUUUCAGGGGUGUGAUACUGACAGGAUGGUCGAGGUUCGAUCACUAUGCGACGCUUUGCGAGCUGUUGCCUUGCGGGGUACCGUCGUUGUGCUUGUGUUUGAAGACAUGGUUGGAUGGAGGGUAUACGCAAUAUAUGCAUGAUAUAGUUGGAAAACUCCUAGGUUAUGAAGAAAAUAGCUUCCCAAAUGUGGACAUUGUUCAACCAAAACCAUGUCUACCUCUUCCACAUCUGAGUUUUCCCGGUUGGCAGGUAUUUGUUGGUAUUGAGUGGUUAGCAAAUCUACGUUUGCGAUAUAAGAACAUCAUCAAUAGUGACCAGAUCCUUACAUGGCUCAACAGCUGGCAAGUCGCAAAUAACUACACGAAUCCUAUGCAGAUUGAUGCUAUUUUACCUGUGAUAGCCGAGUUAUUAAUAGAAGUAACUUCGAUUGAAAACUACAUGAAAGUAAAUUUGGAUCAACUGUAUUUCAACCACACGAUUGAAGAGUUGAUUGGUACAUUGAUAACCCCUGUGAAGCAACACUUAAGGCAAAUAAAAGCAGAUUGUGAGACUCAAUUGACCUUUGGUUGCAGGGUGAGAGGGUAUAAAAAACUGGAUCUUUAAUGUUUCUAUGGAUCACAUGUGUAUUUUAGCUGAUAAGUUUUAAGUUCAUCCUUGACUAGCUAUUUCAGUUUAACUAUAUAGUAUAUAGAAUUUCGAAUAUUUUUAAAGAAUUUUUUUGCUUCCACUUUAGAGCAAAACAUUAUUUUUUUUAGUAUGGAGUAUGUUUUAUUAUAGGUGACAACAAACGUUUUACACCAGCAAUGUGAAAAUUAAGAAACCCUAUACAAUUGUACAAAACUACUGUAUGGUUGAAUAGUCAUACAUGAUAAGUUUUUCUACAGUCUAUUCGGAAUGGAAUUUUUCAGUUCUCCUUUGUUCUUUCAAGUUGGCUGUGUACCCGAUCUGGUGGUUUUUUAGGUAAAACAACAACCAGAUCAGUAUCUCUGAUGGCUUUUAAUCGCACCACUCCGCCUGGGCCAAGUCGUUCCUUUUUGUGAUUCGAUUCUAUGGUCUCGAUUCCGGCUGCGGAAUCGAUUCCUUCCAUUCGUUCACGACUCCGAUUCCUUUUGAUCCCAAUUCACUGUAAAGUGAUUGCAACGCAAGGGAACGAAACAUAGUAUGUUUUAUAUACCGUCGGUAAUCGAGUCUACCGUAACUUAUAAAAAAAAUUCGAUGUUUUCAAUAAAUGCAAAUCUCAAAUUUGCUUCUGGUAGUAAAUAGGAACUAUUUAAUUCAAUAUUGCUAGUGACAGAAGAAAACAGAUUGGGCAAUUUGGCGAGAUUACACGUCAUUUUUGUUGAUUGAAGAAUGGGAUUCACUCCCUGUUCAUCAUAUGUUCAUUUUACGUUCACGUUUUAAGAUGGGGUUGAGGAGUUCUCACGUAAUUAGGAAACAUCGAUUCUAUUCCAAGUGCGUAAAAUAUUUGUGUUAUGUUAAAGUAAAAGCAAGUAAGGACAAAAAGGUGACGUAUAAAAUAUAUUUAUGGGACAUUCCAUGUAAAGCGGGCAACGUAUAAAAAGUGAAGUUUUAAAAUUCGUUUAUAUUAGGCUUACACCUACUAGAUGUAAAAAAGAAAACACGAAUUUUCUGUGUAUUAUGUGCUAAGUUAUCGGCUUCUAAAGAAUGGCUGGAAUUGCAAUUGAGAUGUGGUCGUAGUAUUUUUCCGAAUUAAAGACUAUUACAUUGAGAUAUUAGUCUUUUUUUAAUAAAAAAAUCAAAUUUAGAAUUCAUGAAAUUAAGGGGUAAACCGGAAGCAAACCUUUCAAAACAAAAUUUGGGUGACUGACCCUUUUUUACUCCAAAAUAUAGUCUAAUUUUUUCAACUUAAAUAUUUUAUUUCUGUAACAAAAACGAUGUAUAUGCCGACAUUAUUUUGUGUUUUACUCUUCUUUAGGACAAAAAUUUUCACAAGUAAAUGAUUCUUAACUUCGUAUAUGUUCCAUUAGCCAAAAAGCUACCGAUGGAAAUUCUUCCAAAAUUUACCUCAUCACAAUUAUUACCGAAACAUAGCUAAAGGAAGCCACAAAUUGAGUCUUCUUCUUUUUAAACUUAACACCACUUCACGCCAAGUUAACCUGCUUUCUGUAAUUUUUGAAAGACAGACAACUUAACACAGACAUACGUUUUUAUGAUGUGUAUGUCAAAAUAUAAUCAAAAAACAUUUGAAACUUCAACAUUUCACAUUUAUUUGGUAUUUGCGUGGAAUAUAAAACAUUGAAUUGCUACCAAGCAUACAUUCAACAAUCGUUUAUACUCCAUAACUUAUACCAAAUUACAUUUUUUCUCAUUUAAAUCCGCUGAAAUCAAAAGCGUUAGCGCGACUAUUCUUAGUGAGGUAUCAGCAUUAUUCAAAUCUGAGCAGCAUCGUUCCUUUCAAACAAUGUACAAAUCCGAUCCGACCCGGUUGGAAUUGAAACCACCGGAAUCGAUUCCCUCCUGAAGAGCAAGUGUAUUUUAGAAAGCAACAACUUGAGAGAUAGAGAGACUCGCAUGGCGGUACCGUGGUGUGUGCCCAUGGAGACGACGUGAUGCAACCAAAAGCUAUAAGAGAUACCUUCCUGAUUUUGUUGCUGCUCCAAUUAAAAUGCCACCAGAUGGGGUACUAAGGCAGCUUGAGAGAACAAAGGAGAGAGGACCUGUGUAGGAUUGAAUUUGCCUUUAGCAGUCGAUUCUGAAGGUAGGUUGACAGAAUGGAGGAGGCGCGGGAUUAAAUCCCGCCAGCCAGUAUUUUUCAUAUCUCUAAAACUGUCAUUUUCAAAAACACACACGCUGAUGCGGAUGCACUUAUCCGAAAAAUCGGAUUGAUUUUGCACUUGACGUUUUUAAAUGAACAAAUUUUCAUUAAAAGAAGCAUCUUGUAUUUGAAAGGGUGCUUAUUGAUAUAGUUUUGUUUAGACACAAUUCCUGUAAAGAUAUUGUCUACGUUCUUCAAGUAUUUUUUGUAUUAUUUAUAUACAUAUAUGGAAUGAAAUGUGAUAAUAUGUGUAUUAAUUACUAUAAAUGUAUGAUAUAUUUUUAGUAGCUUUCAGUCGAAUCAUGUGAUCUUGGUAAGGUUUAUUUCAAU